Patiria miniata (bat star) is the source of this 1416-nucleotide messenger RNA. RefSeq names its product succinate--CoA ligase [ADP-forming] subunit beta, mitochondrial-like (gene sucla2). The record is from RefSeq and is a predicted model, not a curated record. Gene Ontology annotation, biological process: tricarboxylic acid cycle; succinyl-CoA metabolic process. The coding region runs from base 1 to 1356 and encodes 451 amino acids. Gene Ontology annotation, molecular function: ATP binding; metal ion binding; succinate-CoA ligase (ADP-forming) activity. Gene Ontology annotation, cellular component: succinate-CoA ligase complex; mitochondrion. The transcript is spliced from 12 exons. NCBI's taxonomy places the organism in Eukaryota, Metazoa, Echinodermata, Asteroidea, Valvatida, Asterinidae.
AUGGCGUCCAGUCUGAGCCGCUGUGGUCGACAUUUCUUCACGAAAUGUAACAGAUUUAACAAUAUUUUCAAGCGAAUCCAAGGAGUGAAUGCCGUCCUGUCAUCAGAGCCAAGACGAGAUCUAUCGAUUCAUGAAUACAUGAGCUAUGAUCUCUUGAGGGCAGCCGGGGUCAGUAUACCCAAGGCAGAGGUAGCCAAGACGCCUCAGGAAGCCUACGAGAAAGCCAAGAGUCUGGGUAGCGAAGAUGUUGUUGUCAAAGCGCAAGUGCUGGCUGGAGGUAGAGGCAAAGGAACCUUUGACAGUGGCCUGAAAGGUGGAGUCAAAUUAGCAUACUCACCGGAGGAAGUCAAAGAUCUGGCCAAGCAGAUGCUCGGUCAGAAACUCAUCACGAAGCAGACAGGGCAAGCCGGACGAGUCUGUAGCGCCGUCUUAAUCUGCGAAAGGAUGUACUCCAGGAGAGAGUAUUACUUUGCCAUCACUAUGGAGAGAGCAUUCAUGGGACCAGUGCUGAUAGGUAGUUCCCAAGGGGGCGUAAACAUUGAGGACGUAGCUGCAGAGGACCCCAGUGCAAUCAUCAAAAUACCCAUUGAUAUUGUGAAUGGAAUUCAAGACGAAGAGGCUGAGAGUAUGGCAAAGCAAAUGGGAUUCUCAGAGAAUUGCCUUCAACAGGCCGCAGACACGUUCAAGAAGCUUUACAAUUUCUUCAUCGACAACGACUGCACAAUGUUAGAGAUAAACCCACUGACAGAGGAUAACCAGGGCACUGUUCUCUGCAUGGACGCCAAGAUCAACUUUGACGACAACGCGGCCUACAGGCAGCAAUCGAUACACGACCUGAAGGACUGGAGCCAGGAGGAUGAGCGAGAAGUUGUAGCAGCUCAGCACAACCUGAACUACAUCGGACUUGAAGGAGAUAUUGGCUGCUUAGUUAACGGCGCUGGUCUGGCUAUGUCCACCAUGGACAUCAUCAAGCUCCACGGGGGGUCACCGGCUAACUUCCUGGAUGUCGGGGGCGGGGCUACGGCUGACCAGGUCAAGGAGGCGUUUAAACUCAUCACGUCCGACUCUAAGGUGCGAGCUAUCUUGGUCAAUAUCUUCGGUGGUAUCAUGCAUUGCGACAUCAUCGCCAACGGCAUCAUAUCAGCAGCUCAGGAUCUCAAUCUGAAACUGCCCAUCGUUGUCAGGUUACAAGGAUCCAAGGUGGAUGAUGCCAAAGCAUUGAUCGCAGCAUCUGGAAUGAGAAUCCUGGCUUGCGAUGACUUGGACGAGGCUGCCAAAAUGGUUGUGAGGCUUUCUACGAUUGUCGCCUUAGCCAAAGAUGUAUCGGUUCACGUGGACUUCCAGUUGCCUCUAUAGGAGGAAUUACAUCUUUAUACUUGCAUGCUGGGCAUUGACAAAGGGGGGCCGGGGGGGGGG